This is a messenger RNA of Phytophthora sojae, 594 nucleotides long. RefSeq lists its product as hypothetical. The transcript has 6 exons. NCBI's taxonomy places the organism in Eukaryota, Oomycota, Peronosporomycetes, Peronosporales, Peronosporaceae. The record is from RefSeq and is a predicted model, not a curated record. Bases 1 to 594 code for a protein of 197 amino acids.
AUGGUCGAGCGAGACUGCGAGCGCCUUCAGACAGAGCUGGAAAACGAGCAGGGAGCGAGCAAGCGGCUACUAUUAGAGGAUCAGCAGAAAACCCAAGCCUUGGAGCGCAUGUCGAGCGAACUUGAAGAUGCUCGAAGCCAAGUAUCGACGUUGCAGGGCCAAGUUCAAUUGGAAGCGAUUUCAAGGCAGUCCGUGACGCAAGAACGUGACCGCCUGCAUCAACAGUAUCAGCUUGAUAGAGAUGGCUGGAAGACCACCCAGGAACACCGCGACGCGCUGGAGAAGAGAAAAGCGGACGAGUUCCGUAAAAUGGACCUCGAGCUCCGCCAUUUGAACCAAACUCUCUCGCGGCUGCGCAUCGAGUGGGAAAGCGAGAAAUCCCAGCGAGAAAAAGCCGAAGCCAGGCUGCAGAAGUUGUCGACGUUUCUCGACGAAAAAGAGUCUCGGACAAGCAAGGAACACGCGCUUCAAAUUGCUCACCGAGAUCUCCAGGCACUGCAGAAAAACUGUCGGGAGCAAGAAAGCGCAAAGCUAGAUGCUCAGAGUGAAGUGGCCUCGCUCGUCCAGCGGUGCGUUUGUGCUAGGUCAUUGUAA